Molecule: messenger RNA, 3270 nt
Organism: Haplochromis burtoni (Burton's mouthbrooder)
Lineage: Eukaryota; Metazoa; Chordata; Actinopteri; Cichliformes; Cichlidae
Product: zinc finger protein 285
Exons: 2
Coding region: 71-1171 (366 amino acids)
Biological process (GO): regulation of transcription by RNA polymerase II
Molecular function (GO): DNA-binding transcription factor activity; RNA polymerase II cis-regulatory region sequence-specific DNA binding
Source: RefSeq, a predicted model, not a curated record
GGGGUCGAGCAUCUUUUUUUUUUUGGUCCGUUUUAGAUGGUGGCAGGAGCUCCGUGCAGCCCAAACAAAAAUGACCAAACUGCAAUUUUUAAACGUCUUUUUGACUGAGCGUCUCAUGCUUGCUGCGCAGGAGAUUUACAAAUCUGUCGAGGACACGAUUUUGGAGUACCAGGAGGAGAUAGCGAUCCGGGAGCGGGAGAACGACCAUCUGAGACGCAGGCUGCGAGACGCUGGGAUUGAAAUAUGGCCAGAUCGUCCGUCCAUGGCGUUGUUGGACGAGGAGGAUGGUGAGCAUCCGCGACGCGAGUGGAGUCCCAGCAUGGGGCACGAAGAACGCAUUCCUAUUCAGAUCAAGGACAAAAGAGAUAUGCGGGCCAACCAAGCAGAUGAUCAGCUUCGGGGACAUGGUUCUUGCAGCACACCAGAAAAUAUGUUCUCUCCUCCUCGUGUUGGAAAUGAAUAUCCCCAGGAUGGCCCACACACAUCCAACGUCCCGCAGAAUCAGGGUGUGGAAAACAGGGAAAGGGAUCCUGGAUCUCGAGGUCCCCCGAGGCAUGUGAAGGCAGAGAGUGGAGCUGGCCACAGAGGCUCGACUUCCUCCAACAACGGCGCCCAGCCUCUUGCACCGGUCAAUCCAAACUGCUCAAACGAGAACAACAUUGACAUUAUUGGGGUGGAGAAUGGCGGACAGAUGGUUGGUGCUAAGGGUGCUGGAAACGGAGCGAACAGAGGACAGGCUUCUCACAUGCGGAACCAGGGAGCCAGCGCCGUAGACUGUCCCCAUCAGAAAUCCCCCCUACAAGGCCACAUGUCUUCUUUCUGUUGCAAAGUUUGCGGUGAGGCGUUUAGUCACAUUGGCCACUUACACGUGCAUGUACAAGUGCACACUCGGGAAAAACCUUACCGCUGUGGAGUAUGCGGAAAAUGCUGCAGCUCCUCAGGCAGACUUCAAGAACACCAGCGUAGCCACACGGGAGAAAAACCGUUCCGCUGUCAGAUUUGCGGAAAGGGCUUCACACAGAUGGCUCACUUGAAGGUGCACAUGAGGAUCCACACGGGAGAAAAGCCAUACAGUUGUCCUGUGUGUGGCAAGUGCUUCAGCCGCUCUGACAAAAUCAAAAGGCAUCUUCAGACCCAUAGCCGUGAGGGAACAUAUUUCUCAGGGCAAUGAUGCAACUGUGUUGCUAUACAAUCUGUUGUGUGAAUCUUGAAGAAACUUUUCUAUAAAAAGCUCAAAUUGCUGCCAUUAGGACGAUGAGUUGUUUCUUCCAAUAUUUCAGGAUCGAAGAAUUCUGCAAAUCCUGGAGAACUUUUGUUUUUCUAACCUAAUAAUCCUCAGUCCAUCAAUAGAAUUUAUAUUAGCCAGUUUAGUUUGUUGUUUAACACAUUUUUUGUACUUGUCACUGAGUGUUAAAUAUUUGACACAAUUUGCGUUAUUAGCUAGACUUUCUGUAAUAUCUAGCCUUUCUUUAGUCAAAUAAAUAGCAUGAAGAAGUCUUCCACCCACAUCUUGAAGCUGAGACACAUCAAGAUCUGCAAGAUUGUCCAGCACAGUCACAGCUUAUGAGCAGCCGGUCACUUCCAAGUCACACAUGAGUUUUAAAAUCUCUCACUUUAUGACUUAAACUAAAGAGCAAUGUAUGUAUAAAAUCAUCUUAAUUUUAUUAGCUAACAAACAGAGCUAAUAGUGAUGGUUUGGUAAAUAAAACCUGUGUAUUACAUGGCUAAAGCACUGCCGUUUAAAAAAAAAAAACUUUUAUUUUUAAAUGUAGCAUUUUUUUUAAAAGAAAAAUAUUAGUGUUGCCAAAAAGCCCUGUAAACUGGAGAUGUGGCUGAUAUAAAAGGAAGAGUAUGAUCUAACAUUUAUCUCCAACAAUUUUCUUAUUGUCUAACUUAACUUUCUUUUUUUUUUUUAAAUUAGGUGCUGUUACAUUAAAUACUUACAUGCUGCUAUCUCACAUGAGCCCUUUUCAGACAUGCUUGCCUUAUCAGCCUGUUAAACUUACGGCACAUGUCAUUUUAACACAAACUUUUGUGUUCACAUAACUUACUGCUUCCACUGCAGAGAUGAAGAGUCGUGCAAACACAGUUUUUCCUGUGUGUGCAAUGUGCACACUUUAGGGUUAUUUCUCUCUGUCAUUGUUGUCAGGAGAAGAGUCUCUCUGUGUGUUGCAAUGAAGGUGCUGCUGAAAGAAGCGUCCCCUGACCCUCUCACACAGGCUCGGACAGGUCCCUACCUGUUCUGUAUUACGCAGCUAAAAGGCAUCACAAAGGAAUGUCUGCUGAGCUGAACACCUGUCAAAGAGCACAAGAGGCAUGCGCUUUGGCAUUCUUGUGUUUUUAUCUAUCCAGUAAUGUGACUGGAUGUAUUUCAGACUUGUGCACAAAGUGGCACAUUACAAGGUCUGACUUUAGUGAGGUUUGACCUCUACAGAAAAGUGUCCAAGGUGCAUUAGGAUACUGUGCGCAUGUCUGAAAGUUACUCUUGUUUCAUGAUGUUGAUUAAAAGGAGGAUACAUCUGUCAGGAGAGUGCACCACUAUUUUGUGAGAUUCUGUAUAAAAUCCACUGUUUCUGACCCAUUAUACAUUUAGGAAUUUUGUGAUGUCUUUUUUUGUUUGUUUUAACGACAUGCACUAUUGCAUUAGUCCUGGAUGAUGCAGGAAUUGACACUAUGACAGGACCAGGCAGUAUUAGCAGAAACUGUGUGGUUUUUCAGGGAUUUCAUUCACAGUAGUGAUCAUUUAAAUGUUUUUGGAGUGGCCUCCCUCCACUUAAGAGUUAUGAUUGGUUUUUCAUGGAUUAAAGUCCUUCCUCUUCACAGUGAUUGAUCCCUUCACAGCAGAUCCAUCAGUUUCUCCUCUCAGGAUUAAUGCUGCAUUCAUAACUGGGGGCAGUUGAGAAGCAUUAAACAGUCAUGAUCAAUUUAAUUUUUUCUCUGCUUGUAGCUGAAGUAAAUACAAAAAAAGAAACUUGUAUCCACGUAUCGUGCAAAAAGAUGAACGAUAACGAAAGAGUGGUCUUUCCAGAGUGUGUCAGAGCUCAGUCGCUAAGGAGGCCUUGUCUCGCAUCAUUUGUCCCUCUACAUGUGAUGAAUGCAGCAUGAAAAAAAAAAAAGAACUAAACUCCAGCACAUCUUCUCAACUUACCAGCAGCCCAACUCACAGUCUUCUCUGGGACAUCUUUGUUCCCCUGCGCACACAUUAUACUGUACAGUGUUGUAUCAAUAUGUAUUAAAUGUUAUUUUUUAAUAAACUAGCAGUUGAGUAUU